UCCACUUGUCCAGAAGGAAACAUACGGUGCGGAGCGCAAACCGACAAACCAGAUGACAGAGGAAAGACGCGCUGAAGUUGUUUCUUCGCGACGGGACUACUUUAUUCUAAGCUGGCCUUAAGUGAACUGAAUGAAAACACAGAAGGCCCUCUAACUGGAAACCAUCGGGGAACUAAGUGGAUUGAAGAAGGCAGAGAGCAAGUGAGGGAGGGAAGACAGAAGGGAUUAGCAGCUAAUCCAGCGCAUGGACAAUCCUGGAUGAGCCUUAUUUUUUCUUCCAGGAUGAUGCAGACAAAACAGUUGCUGGAUUACUUCACACUACUUUGUUGCCCUUUUUAAGAACGCUUCACCCACCUUUUUUCCUCUGCUCUGGUUGUUUUCGUUGCCUCUCAAAGGUCUGGCGUCUUGGGUACAAAGGGGACCAGGGGAACUGAGGAUAAGGAUGCAGAGCGACUGGUGACAGGAUGCCCCGUGGACAGUGUGGUGCCACACGUGGAUAAACCUCUUUAGCGGUAGACGGUGCAUGGCAGUGGACCCCAAGCUCUCUCUGCUUGGACUUUGAGGAAGACAAGUGCAUCAGACGCACACAAUCCUCUCAAAAGUAGAGAUCUAUUGAAGGCUCAUGCAAGAAGGACUCGCUGCCAUGGACCCUAAACUGGAAUUCAAACUUAACUGACAUGUUAUCAGAGCUCAGACGCUCUCAUUUAAAUUAAAGGGAAAUUACACAACUUUCCUGUCACAAUGAGUCUGGGAAAACUGCCAGGGAUCAAGGGCCUUGUGUCUGGCUCGCAGGGGAAACGUCGUUUCAAGAGCGAACUCUCUGUGGACAUGAUCAGCCCGCCGCUGGGUGACUUCCGACACACUAUGCAUGUUGGUCGUGGCGGGGAAGUGUUUGGUGACACUUCCUUCCUUAGCAACUACGGAGGCAACAGGGAACCAGAACGUCCAGAGUCAGCAAACAGCUCCAAGACAACCGGGUUCUUCACACGCACCUUUCGGCAUGUACGGAAGAACUCUGGGCCGCGUCCGCGAGGGGGCUCCCGUGACUUGUCAUCCACGCCACCAGAUGUCUCACCCAUCAUCAAGAACGCCAUCUCCCUGCCCCAGCUGAACAUGGACUCCCCCAAUGGGUGCCUACAGAGGGUGCUGUUCCCCAGCUCCAUCAGCUCGACAGAUGACUCCUUCUGCACAUAUGGUCUGCAGUCUGGAUUUGUCACUCUGCCCCGCCUCUCUCGCAUUGACAGACAGUUUUAUGAUGGAGACAUGCGGAAAGGUUCUCUACCUGACAGUGGUGGCAUCAAGCUGACUCGCUCAGACUCCCUCAUGUCGUUCACUGUAGACCUUGGCCCUUCCCUUAUGACUGAGGUACUGAGCUUGAUUGACAACCCCAGCUGCCUUCAGACGUCCAAUCACAGCCAGGCAGCAGGCGAGGAAGAGGAAGGUGAGGACCACAGCUCUCUAACAGAGACGCCUGUGCAGAGCCCUGAGUUGACUUCACCCAACCCUUCCAUGAGUAGCAGUUCAUUCAGCAGUAACAUGAACAACAGGGGGCGCUCUUGUAGCGUCGACUGGGCAGAGGAAGAGGAGGAGAGGGGGUCACUGAGGACUCCAGAUGUGUGCACUGGGUCUCCUCAGAGAGCAGAGCCGGUGAUGGAGGCAGAAAGGUUCCAGAGGGCGGCUGACGUGCUGUCUCGUCAUUAUGGUGGAGGCUCCUUCACAAAGGGAACGAGGAUGAGCAACGACACCCCCUCUCCUACUUUGUCCCAAAGCCGCAAAACACCAUAUGCCUUUUCUGAAGAGGAGGAAGAGGUCAAAGUCUAGAUGUUGAAAGUCUUUCUGAACGAGAGCAGGA
Molecule: messenger RNA, 1852 nt
Organism: Sander lucioperca (pikeperch)
Lineage: Eukaryota; Metazoa; Chordata; Actinopteri; Perciformes; Percidae
Product: cdc42 effector protein 1-like
Exons: 4
Coding region: 742-1821 (359 amino acids)
Source: RefSeq, a predicted model, not a curated record